Pistacia vera is the source of this 369-nucleotide messenger RNA. Its product is annotated as receptor-like protein 35. The transcript has 2 exons. The coding region runs from base 1 to 369 and encodes 122 amino acids. The record is from RefSeq and is a predicted model, not a curated record. Gene Ontology annotation, molecular function: protein binding. Lineage: Eukaryota; Viridiplantae; Streptophyta; Magnoliopsida; Sapindales; Anacardiaceae.
AUGCGUGGAGAUAAAGGUAGUCCUGAAGUUGAUUACAUGGGGGUAUAUGACGGACGAUAUGCGCCGCCGGGAGCUUUUGAGUAUUAUUCAAUGGUUUUGGUGGUUAAAGGAGUUACUAUGGAAAUUGAGAGAAUUCUAUCCAUUUUAGCAGCCAUGGAUUUGUCAAACAACCAAUUCCGAGGAUCGAUUCCAGAAAUAGUUGGAAAGUUCAACUCACUCGAACUUCUUAACUUUUCUAACAACAACCUUAUUGGUCAUAUUCCAUCAUCAUUGGGAAAUUUGACAAAACUUGAAUCAUUGGAUCUGUCUUCAAAUAGGCUUGUUGGAGAGAUUUCCAAACAAUUGGCAACUUGCGGGACCUAUACCUAA